Molecule: messenger RNA, 2093 nt
Organism: Manis javanica (Malayan pangolin)
Lineage: Eukaryota; Metazoa; Chordata; Mammalia; Pholidota; Manidae
Gene: RNH1
Product: ribonuclease/angiogenin inhibitor 1
Cellular component (GO): cytoplasm
Molecular function (GO): protein binding
Source: RefSeq, a predicted model, not a curated record
GUGGCCCCGCCCCUCCGGCGGAAGCGGCGACGCGGCCCUGGGUUGCACAGGCGGCGACGGCGCGAGGGUAACCCCGCCGCCCCGCCCGGCUGCGGCCCCAGGCCGCCCGGCACAUGCGCAGCCUCGGGAGGGCGCGGGCGGCGCUGGGCGGACCCCUGCGGACCCCCGCGCUGCCCGCGCCUCGCAGAGGUAACCGCGCCGCCGGGGUCGCGCGUUCCGCGCUUCGAGGGACGCCCCCUCCGGGCCGGCUAAGUAGGGCGCAGCCGAGGGCACCGCCCCUGCGAGCGGACUGGCUCACACUGGAAAGCACCAGUUGGGGGCCACUGUUCAGAUCCCGGAUCCCUGACUUGGGACCUUUGGGAGCAGCCCCAUGGAGGGGAUCCUGCUUGAAGCUGUCUGCCAGGACGUGCACGAGUCUUGCCUGCUGGUCGGCCCUCUCUGGGCUGUCGGCUCGGAACCACUGGGCAGGGGAGUGGAGGCUGAGCAGGCAGGGAGUUUCUGUAGCACUUGGAUCACCAGCCUUUGUGCUCCAAAUGGGGACUCCACACCCUGUCCAGAAACCCUGCAGGCCACCCCCAAGACCCAAGCUCGCCAGGCAAAUGGGGCAGGCUUUGGGUGCAAACUCCUCACCUGUCACCAUGAACCUGGACAUCCAGUGCGAGCAGCUGAGUGACACGCGCUGGGCCGAGCUCCUGCCCCUGAUCCGGCAGUACGAGGUGGUCAGGCUGGACGACUGUGGCCUCACAGAGGUGCGGUGCAGGGACAUCAGCUCUGCGCUCCAGGCCAACCCCUCUCUGACCGAGCUCAGCCUGCGUGCGAAUGAGCUGGGCGAUGCCGGUGUGCAUCUGGUGCUCCAGGGCCUGCAGAGCCCCACCUGCAAGAUCCAGAAGCUCAGCCUCCAGAACUGUAGCCUGACAGAGGCCGGCUGCAGAGUCCUGCCCCGCAUGCUGCGCACCUUGCCCACUUUGCGUGAGCUUCACCUCAGUGACAACCCACUGGGGGAUGCAGGCCUGAGGCUGCUCUGUGAAGGGCUCCUGGACCCCCAGUGCCACCUGGAGAAGCUGCAGCUGGAGUACUGCAACCUGACGGCCGCCAGUUGCGAGCCCCUGGCCUCGGUGCUCAGGGCCAAGCGGGACUUCAAGGAGCUUGUGGUGAGCAACAACGAUGUGGGCAAGGCUGGUGCCCGGGCGCUGUGCCAGGGCCUGGUCGACUCUGCCUGCCAGCUGGAGACACUCAAGCUGGAGAACUGCGGCCUUGAGUCCGCCAACUGCAAGGACCUGUGUGGCGUUGUGGCCUCCAAGGCCUCACUGCAGGAGCUGGACCUGGGCAGCAACCGGCUUGGCGACACAGGCCUCAGGGACCUGUGCCCUGGGCUGCUGAGCCCCAGCUCCCGGCUCAGGGCCCUGCGGCUCUGGGAGUGUGCCAUCACCACGGAGGGCUGCAGAGACCUCUGCCGCAUCCUCAAGGCCAAGGAGAGCUUGAGGGAGCUCAGCCUGGUGGGCAACGCGUUGGAGGACGAGGGCGCCCGGCUGCUGUGUGAGAGCCUGAGGGAGCCCGGCUGCCAGCUGGAGUCCCUGUGGGUGAAGUCCUGCAGCUUCACGGCUGCCUGCUGCCGCCACUUCAGCACAAUGCUGACCCAAAACAAGCGCCUCUUGGAGCUGCAGAUGAGCAGCAACACGCUGGAGGACUGUGGCGUCCAGGAGCUGUGCCAGGCUCUGGGGCAGCCCGGCACCACACUGCAGGUGCUCUGGCUGGGGGACUGCGAGGUGACCGACAGUGGCUGCAGCAGCCUAGCCUCGCUCCUGCUGGCCAACCACAGCCUGCGGGAGCUGGACCUCAGCAACAACUGCAUGGGCGACCCUGGUGUCACGCAGCUGCUGGAGAGCCUGGAGCAGCCUGGCUGUGCCCUGGAGCAGCUGGUCCUGUAUGACAUCUACUGGUCAGAGGAAGUGGAGGGCCGUCUGCGGGCCCUGGAGGACAGGAGGCCAGGCCUGAGGGUCAUCUUCUGAGUACCACCGUACUGAAGAGAGGUGCUUGUCAACUGAUGGCAAGAAAAUGGCAGACACCUUAUUAAAGUGCCUUCUUGGCUGGAG